AUGUAUUCCGAGUCGUUCACAUUCAAGGACAUGGUUGUUGUCGGCGCAUUAUGCGGCGUGACAACGUUGAACGUCUUUCUAUCGGGAGCUCUGACGGUUGCGUUGCCAACGAUUGGAAAGGACCUUGGCUUCAAACAGGCUGACCUCCAGUGGCCUUUGAAUGUCUUCGCUUUGUCUUAUGGAUGUCUCCUGCUUUUCUUUGGUAGAGUUGGAGACAUCGUGGGCGCGCGUACACUCUUCUUGGUUGGUUCCGCAUGGUUCUCGGCCUGGAGCAUAGCAACUGCGUUUGCUCCAAGCGCUGCGACGUUCAUCCUUUUUGUGGCCUUAAAAGGAAUGGGCGCUGCCGCCAACACACCUGCCGGAAUCGGUUUACUAUCAACUUACUUCCCUCCCGGUCCGAAACGGAGUAAAGCAUUUGGAGCGGUAGGCGCCGGUCAACCAUUGGGUUUCAUCGGCGGAUUGGUCGUGGGUGGAGUAUUGACCGACAGUCACGCUACUUGGCGUGCUAUCUUCUAUAUACAAGCUGGUCUUGGAGUCCUCUUUGUCGUACUCGGAUGGCUGGUACUCCCCCAUGCACUGGAAUCGCAGCGGUACAAAAAAGGACUCGACUGGGGAGGUGCAGUUAUCAGUACCGUCGCGGUUGGUCUGAUGACAUACAGUCUUGCAGAUUCAGGUGCGGCCACCCGAGGAUGGGCUACUCCGCAUAUUCCUGCUCUUCUGGCGACAUCUGUAGUACUGUUGGGCGUUCUGUUGUAUUACGAGAAAUGGCGUGAACAACGCGAUAUGUCGGUCCUAAUUCCUCUCAGCAUAUGGCGACAGCCAAAUGCGAAGAUGGGAAGUAUGGUCGCGGUCGCCUUCCUUGCGUGGUGGAGUUUCAACACGUUGGCCUACUUCGCAACUCUAUACUAUCAACAGGUCAAAUUCGUGGACCCCGCACAUACAUCCCUACGGUUCAUACCUAUGGUCACAUCGGGAUUCAUUGUUAAUAUUGUCACUGGAUUUCUGGUCUCUCGUCUGCCUGGUCAAGGCUUGAUCUUGGCCGGACUUGCUGCGACGAUGGUCGCAACCAUUAUAUUCAGCACAAUCGAUGUGAACGCGUCGUAUUGGGCUAGCGCGUUCCUGGUGAUGAUUUUUGUUGUGGGCGUAGACGCAGUAUACCCCGUCGGAAACCUACACCUCGUCCGCAGUUUCGAUGAAGCCUCCCAAUCGCUCGCAGGCGGUAUCUUCGCCGUUGCAACCAGACUUGGUACUUCCAUUGGUCUAGCCCUCACCAGCACCAUCGCAACCGCAGCUAGCGACAGAUACAACGCAGCCCGUCCAGACCUUCCUGCGGGCUCUCCUGAAGUCCUGAUGGUCGGCUUUAGGGCGGCUGGGUGGACUUGCUUCGCUGCGGCAGGGGUCGCGUUCUGCAUCGCGGCGUUUGGACUCAGAAACAUCGGUGUUGUUGGGAAGACCACGCUGCAGGAAGAUGAAGACGUGCUUGUGCCCACACCCACACCUGAAGGCGGAAAGCCAUAG
This is a messenger RNA of Pleurotus ostreatus (oyster mushroom), 1518 nucleotides long. RefSeq lists its product as uncharacterized. Gene Ontology annotation, biological process: transmembrane transport. NCBI's taxonomy places the organism in Eukaryota, Fungi, Basidiomycota, Agaricomycetes, Agaricales, Pleurotaceae. The transcript has 12 exons. Gene Ontology annotation, molecular function: transmembrane transporter activity. Gene Ontology annotation, cellular component: membrane. The record is from RefSeq and is a predicted model, not a curated record. The coding region runs from base 1 to 1518 and encodes 505 amino acids.